UGGCACGCGAGAAGCCGCGAUACCACGAUUCCACCUUGUGACCAGACGCUGACCGAAUUAAGAAAGAUACGCCUGAGAUCUCUUCGUUCACAAAACUCUGGAUCUGUGCUCUUGGUUCGUGCCAUCGAACAACCACUACAACUAGGAGCUCUCUAUCCCGUCAUGAACGUGGUUGAGGACAUCACUCAAGACGUUAGCCAUCUAGAAGUCUUCUUUCCCAGCACUUCGCCUCCAGUAGCAAUACUCAAGCAAGGCACUGUGGUUGCAAUCAAGGAGCCUCUCUACGUCAUGAACCAUGGCAGGAAGGUCAUCAGAGUCGUACACCCCUCGAAUAUUAUGAUCCUCAAGCCUGAGCAUAACAUGUAUCCCAAAGUGUUUCAGGUUCUUCCUGCAUCACUCGCGAAGACGAGUCUGGAAUGGCAUACUGAAGGCAAUGGUGCCUUGAAGAGAGGUGAGUACGCUGAAGCAGUAUAUCGUCUCUACUAUGGCCGCGUGGAUGCCGCGAUGCAUGCUGGUUCAUUUGAGCUAGCAUUGGAAAGUGCGAUGCUCCUUAUCUCAGCAUCAGGGCAACCGUCGAAGCCAGAAAACACCAAAGCUUUGUAUCUUGCAGGCAAAGCCGCCUAUCAACUACGCAAAUUUGCGCUCGCAGAAGAAUUGUUCCAGCCUCUCCUCUCAGCCUGUCCGACUGAUCUACAGAGCCUCCAGGAGAUUCACAAGGUUCAAGAGAGACUACGGGAAGAGAGAAUCGGAGCAUAUGAUUUCACCACCAUGUUGAGCCAGCAGACGUUCGCCGAUCAUGCUACUUUCAUCAACAGAACGGAAGUUCGAGAAUCGAAAGAUCAUGGUCGCGGACUGUACGCGAGAGACGAUAUCAAGUGUGGUGAACUUGUUUUCUGCGAGAAGGCCUUCGAAAUCUCGCAUCCUGCGUCAACAUCUCCCAGCGACCCAUACUCGGUCCAGUACAACAACUAUUAUGGUGGCUGUGGGAAAGGAGUUGCUGCACUAUGGCUUCGAACAGUGCAANAGAUUUUUGCGAACCCGUCUUACGCACGAGAGCUACUCACUUUGUACGGCGGCAUAUCGUAUACAGACUACGUCGAUGCCCCUGUUGUUGAUGGACAAAUCGCAAUAGAUGUCUAUCAGGUCUUGCAGAUCAUCGAUCAUAACGUUUACAGCUUCGAGGCCGGACAUGCUCAGCAACCCUAUGGCACUACCAGACAUUCAACCAACGAAGAUCGAGAAUCAGUUGGCCUCUUCCAACACGCAUCAUACAUGAACCACAGCUGUCUGAACAAUUCGAGCCGGAGCAUGACGGGCGAUAUGAUGAUCAUAAGGGCGAACAAACCUAUACCUAGAGGCACCGAGAUCACUACGUCUUACCUGUCGCCUAGUAUUGGCGAACCAAGACGUAGUGCCGAACUCAACAGGAUCUGGAAGUUUCAAUGCGACUGCAAGCUUUGCGCCAGCGAGAUUGCUUGCAAAGUUGACUGGAAACCAGUAUUCGAUGAGAUUAGAUCUCUCAGGUUACCACGAGAUUUGCACGACCCAACCCUCCUGAGAGACAGGAUCCAGACAGCAAAAGAGCUUGUUGCGAAGUUUGAAGAGUGUUAUCCUAAGCACUUGUUCAAGGUGGGAGAAAUGCCUUGUAUCGCCCUUCGAGAACUGCAAGAGAUUCUCAUGGUUGCGAAUAGUCGUUUGGGUGAUCACGACAGCUCACGCGAGCAUGCGCUGUGUUUCGUCCGAGAUAGCGGCUACAAGAUUUCAUCCCGGCAGUCAUUUGUCUCGAUGGACUGGAAGAAUGGAAUCCCAAGCAAGGAAAUGGUGGACGCGUUGUAUCUGCUUGCGAAUCAGGAGGCUUGUAGAGGAGUUGCAGAACAAUAUCUGUCUUUGGCUAAGCAGAUGUACCUGAUCGUCAAUGGCACAUGUCAUGCCUGGGAAGUCGCUUAUGGCGAGCUUGGGGCUCAA
This is a messenger RNA of Aureobasidium vineae, 1965 nucleotides long. The record is from the annotation of a GenBank genome assembly. Lineage: Eukaryota; Fungi; Ascomycota; Dothideomycetes; Dothideales; Saccotheciaceae.